Salvia splendens (bonfire salvia) is the source of this 3140-nucleotide messenger RNA. RefSeq names its product MDIS1-interacting receptor like kinase 2. Gene Ontology annotation, biological process: protein phosphorylation. Gene Ontology annotation, molecular function: protein kinase activity; protein binding; ATP binding. NCBI's taxonomy places the organism in Eukaryota, Viridiplantae, Streptophyta, Magnoliopsida, Lamiales, Lamiaceae. The transcript is spliced from 2 exons. The record is from RefSeq and is a predicted model, not a curated record. The coding region runs from base 111 to 2927 and encodes 938 amino acids.
CUUAUAUUUAUGAUUUUAACUACACCAAAAGCAGACUGCUGAAUCUGAUCUGGUUAGAGGAUUAAGAAAAGUAACCCUACAUAUGCAAACCAGAAAAUUAAAUAUAAGCGAUGGAUGUCGUUGCUGCUAUGAUCAUUUUGAGCAUCAGCAUAUUGUUGAUGAGCAAUGCAGUUGCAGCGAAUGCUUCAAACUCGAGCAGAGAAUUGGAGGCGUUGAUGGAUUUCAGGUGGCCUUAUAUCAACACCACUGCUCAUCACUGUGGGUGGAAAGGCAUCACCUGUGAUGAUGAUGGCCGCGUUGCAGAGAUAAGCCUGCAGUCUCAUGUAGGAUGCUAUGGUGAAGAUGAUGAACCUUGGGGGUGUCACGAUCUUGGCUGUUUGGAUCCGCUUGUUUUCACAUCUCUCACUAGCAUUCAUCUGAGCUCGUGUGGUCUCUAUGGAGUUAUCCCACCACACAUAGGUUACCUCUCCAACCUAUCUUAUCUCAAUUUAUCACAUAAUCUACUCCAAAGUGUUAUUCCUCUUUCAUUGGCAAAUCUGAGUGAGUUACGCGUUCUAGACAUUUCUGAUAACUAUGGUGUUUAUGGUCGCAUUCCACCUGACAUAGGAAGCUUAUCCAAGCUAACUUAUCUCGAUUUGUCCCGUAAUCACCUCCAAGGUGAGCUGCCUGCAAAUUUGACUGAGUUACAUGUGCUCAGCAUUUCUUGGAAUUACUUUUCUGGUGGCAUUCCACCUGAGAUAGGAAGCUUUUCAGAACUAACUCAUCUCGAUUUGUCCUACAAUCGACUCAAGGGUGAGUUGCCUCUUUCACUGUCAAAUCUCACUAAAUUGGAGAUACUUGACAUUUCUUCUAAUAACUUUUCUGGUGGCAUUCCACCUGAGAUAGGAAGCUUAUCAGAACUAACUCGUCUCGAUUUGCCUGGGAAUCGACUCGAGGGUGAGUUGCCUCUUUCACUGUCGAAUCUAACUAAAUUGAAACGCAUUGACAUUUCUGGAAAUAAAUUUUCCGGUGGCAUUAUGCCUAAGAUAGGAAGCUUAUCAAGAUUGACUCAUCUCAUUUUGUCUAAGAAUCUAUUCAUGGCUGACCUACCUAUUUCACUACCAAAUCUAACUAAAUUGGAGCUUCUUGACAUUUCUUACAACAUCUUUUCUGGGGCCAUUCCACCUGAGAUAGGAACCUUAUCAGAAAUAAUUCGUCUCGAUUUGUCUCACAAUCGACUCAAGGGUGAGUUGCCUCUUUCACUUCCAAAUCUCACUAAAUUGACAGAACUCCACAUUUCUUCUAAUGACAUUUCUGGUCCCAUUCCACCUGAAUUAGGAAACCUCCAAUCCUUGGCUGUUCUUGACUUGGGAAGCAAUAGCAUCACUGGUGUCAUUCCCUCUGAAUUAGGAAACCUCCAAUCCUUGUAUUUUCUUGACUUGAGCAACAAUGGCAUCACUGGCUCUCUUCCUUCAACUUUCAUUCAAUUAACAAGAUUACAAUUCUUGGGAUUGGAUGUCAAUAGGUUGGAAGGUGUUUUUCUAGGGGGGAUAGAAAAACUAUCUUCAAUCAAAAUGAUCAAUCUAAGUAGGAACUCAAUCAAAGAACAGAUACCUCUUGAUCUAGGAGAUGCUCCCGUUGCACGGUAUCUGACUAUCGACCUUUCUAGGAACAAUCUUUCCGGAAGAGUCCCUCAAUCUGUUUUUAAGUUGAGUAGCAUCGAUUUGUCGUACAAUCAUUUGGAGGGCCAGAUUCCGCUCGCUGUCUGGCGUAAGUUUCCGAUUGAAUCAUUCUUGGGCAAUCCCAUGUUACUUGUUCCAAAUGAGUCCAUGCCCGAAAGAGAAAAACAUCGAAACAAUUCAGUUACAAUUUAUGCUGUGGGGAUAGUAUUUGGCUGUGUGUUUCUGUUUUCAAUUUUCUUUGGAGUCUUUUUCUUAAGAAAGAAAGCAGCAGCAGCAGCAGUCACACCCGAUCCCAAACAUGGAGACAUAUUCAAGAUUUGGAAUUUCGAUGGCAACAUGGCAUAUCAAGACAUCAUUGAAGCAACACAAGACUUUGACUUCAGAUAUUGCAUCGGAACUGGAGCCUAUGGGAGCGUCUACAGAACUCUACUGCCCACUGGAAGAGUUGUUGCUGUGAAAAAGCUUCACAAAUUUGAAGGAGAUAAUCCUACUUUUCACUCCUCUUUUAGGAAUGAAGCUAAGGUUCUCUCUCAGAUUCGCCAUCGACAUAUUGUCAAGCUUUUCGGCUUUUGUCUGCACCAGCGAUGCAUGUUUCUCAUCUACGACUACAUGGAAAGAGGAAGCCUCUUUAGCGUGUUGAAGGACAACGAAGAAGCCGUGGAGCUGAACUGGAAGAAGAGGGUAAAUGUGGUGAAGGGCAUUGCCAAUGCCCUAUCUUACAUGCAUCAUGAUUGCAGCCCUCCUAUUCUACACAGAGACAUAUCAAGCAGCAACAUACUCUUGGAUUCAGAGUUUGAGGGUUGUUUAUCUGAUUUUGGUACUGCUAGAUUGUUGGAUCCAGAUUCAUCCAAUCAGACUCUAUUAGUCGGAACUCGGGGGUAUAUUGCACCAGAGUUGGCCUUCACAAUGGUGGUUACAGAAAAAUGUGAUGUGUAUAGCUUUGGAGUUUUGGCAUUGGAGGUCAUGUUUGGAGAUCACCCGGGGGAUUUCAUUUCCUCCAUGACGACGAUGAAGAGAUCCAUGCAGUUUGCUCAAAACAUGAUGGUGCAACAACUCAUGGACAAGAGGCUACCAUCUCUAGACGAAGAUGUAAGAAUGUCGAGGGAAGUGGUUGGAGUGGUGAAAAUAGCACUGAAAUGCAUUAGUUCUGAUCCAAAGUCGCGGCCGUGUAUGAAGGAGGUGUGUCAGGAACUCGCUAACCAUCCACCACGAUUGACAAUGCCAUUUCGCUCCAUAUCGGUGCUCCAUCUCAUGCACUCACUCUGAACUCACAACUUACAACUGCCUUCUUUUGGUAAUAAAUUUUCAGAUGGUCAGUAGCCAUAUGGAAAUGCCUCUAUUUUCUAUGUUUAUGUAUCAAGAUUCAAUAUAAAUGUUGGCAUAUGUAGCUUUGGAUUUAUACUAUUGGGUAUAGUUAACUAUGUUUAUGUGACUUGUAAAUUACUAUGUUUUUCUCCCCAAGGUAUAUUGCCACCUCUA